Messenger RNA from Neopsephotus bourkii (Bourke's parrot), 1889 nucleotides. RefSeq names its product OTU deubiquitinase 5 (gene OTUD5). Bases 17 to 1672 code for a protein of 551 amino acids. Lineage: Eukaryota; Metazoa; Chordata; Aves; Psittaciformes; Psittacidae. Gene Ontology annotation, molecular function: cysteine-type deubiquitinase activity; K63-linked deubiquitinase activity. The transcript has 9 exons. The record is from RefSeq and is a predicted model, not a curated record. Gene Ontology annotation, biological process: protein deubiquitination.
CCAUGCGCGCCCCGCCAUGACGAUCCUCCCGAAGAAGAAGCCGGUUCCUGCGCCCGACGGAGACGCUGAUUCGGGCCCGGACGCCGGCCCCGAGCGCGGUGCGGACGGAGGCCCCGAGCGCGGCCCCGGCGGCGUUGGCGAGCCCGGAGGCCCUGGCGGGGUGGGGGGGCCGCGGCCCCGGGCCUCGCCGCCCCCGCCGCUGCGGGGCUGGGCCGGGCUUCCCGCCGCCGGAUCCCCCCCUCCCGCCGGCCCCGGAGGCCCCGUUGGAGGCGGCCCCGGCCCUGGGGAUGGCCCCGCGGCGCUGCUCGGGUUGGACGCGGCCGCGCUGGGGCUGCCCGAGCCCCGCGGGCCCGGCGGCGGCGGCGGAGGAGGCGGCCCCGGGCACAGCAAGAGGCGGCGGCGAGGAGGGGCCGGCCCCAGCGCGGGGCCUGGCGGAGGAGGCCCCGGCUGCGGCGGCCCCGUGGGGCUGGCGCUGGGCUUGGGCCCCGGUGGCAGCCCCGGUCCCGACGAGGCGGGAGGCGGUUACAACAGCGAAGACGAGUACGAGGCCGGGAGGGUGGAGCUGGACCCGGCCACGGCCGAGCAGCAGGAGCACCGGUUCGAGAAGGCACUACGGGAGAAGAAAGGCUUCAUCAUCAAGCGCAUGAAGGAGGAUGGAGCCUGCUUGUUCCGGGCCGUGGCCGAUCAGGUCUACGGAGACCAGGACAUGCACGAGGUGGUGCGCAAGCACUGCAUGGACUAUCUGAUGAAGAACGCCGACUACUUCUCCAACUACGUGACAGAGGAUUUCACCACCUACAUCAAUCGCAAGCGCAAGAGCACGUGCCAUGGUAACCACAUUGAGAUGCAGGCCAUGGCCGAGAUGUACAACCGCCCCGUCGAGGUCUACCAGUACGGCACUGAGCCCAUCAACACCUUCCACGGGAUUCAGCACAACGAGGACGAGCCCAUCCGGGUCAGUUACCACCGCAACAUCCACUACAACUCCGUCGUCAACCCCAACAAGGCCACCAUUGGCGUGGGGCUGGGGCUGCCCUCCUUCAAACCAGGGCUGGCAGAGCAGUCCCUGAUGAAGAGCGCCAUCAAGACCUCGGAGGAGUCGUGGAUCGAGCAGCAGAUGCUGGAGGACAAGAAGCGGGCAACGGACUGGGAGGCCACCAACGAGGCCAUCGAGGAGCAAGUGGCCCGCGAGUCCUACCUGCAGUGGCUGCGCGACCAGGAGAAGCAGGCGCGCCAGCCCCGCAAGGCCAGCGCCACGUGCAGCUCGGCCACGGCAGCGGCCGCCAGCGGCCUGGAGGAGUGGAGCGGGCGCUCGCCCCGGCCGCGCAGCGCAGCCCCAUCGCCUGAGCACCCCGGUCUGCACCCCGAGGCGCCCGGCCCCAAGCCCCCUUCACCCGGAGCACCCCCUGCUGGCAAACCCCCAUCGCCCUGUGCCCCAGGGACCAGCAGCCAGCUGGGGGCGGGGGGGGGCAGGGCCACCCCCCCGCUGGUGUCCCUGUAUCCCGCGCUGGAAUGCCGCGCCAUUAUGCAGCAGAUGUCCCCCACUGCCUUCGGCCUCAACGACUGGGAGGACGACGAGAUCCUGGCGUCAGUACUUGCUGUAUCCCAGCAGGAGUACCUGGAGACCAUGAAGACCUCCCGCCACAGAGACCCCCCCACCGACAAGAGUUGAUAUUGAACCCCCGGACUGCAUCCCCAACCCCCCUGCCCCCCCCCCAAGGGACCUCUAGGUGGGGGGGAGGCGUUUUACUGUGGGGGGGUCACACAGACAACAACCUCCCCCCCCCUUUCCACCAGGGAGGGGGACACAGCGCUGGACGCCGCGGGAUGAGCCUUGGCUCUGCUGAAGUGGGGGGGACGGAAGUCGCCCCCCCAUAUUAGAGCUGGAA